AUGGCCUUGAAGUCCACCCUUCAGUCCAUUCUGAACGAUGAUGCUGGCUCUGUUCAGCCAAUGGCUAAAGGCGCCAUCAGUGAGACCCACACACCCUUUAAUGGUGGUGCUGGCUCCAGCAGCUCCGGAGACGGACAGACAGCUGUCAUGCUCCCAAAUGAAAAGCCGUCCAAUCAUGCAAGCGGGGCCGGACAACUAACGAGUCCGAGUCCGACCAUGAGCAUUUCAUUCAUAGUUUCUCCAGAAGAGCCAAAGGAGGAAUUCGACGACAAAGGCGCCCCUGCCGGCCGGCCAUGCCACCAUUACACUGAAGAACAUGGCUUCUUUGUCUGGUAUCAUCGAGUGGACCUCGGUGAGGACUGGCGGGUUGUGGGGAAGGAGUUUUGGGAGAAGUUCGGCAAGGGGAGGGCGUUGGUGGCCCUUCAAGGCCUGUAUUACGGCUUUUCCAAGAGGAAAGGCGUCAAGAGCCGAAGGAUACGCCCAGACUCUCGUGUUCCACGCAUGGUGGAAUGGACACAUAAGCGGUAUUCCUGGAUGCGACCCGAGGAUCGAAAACGGCCUCAGCGUCAUUGA
Messenger RNA from Cladophialophora bantiana CBS 173.52, 573 nucleotides. RefSeq lists its product as uncharacterized. The record is from RefSeq and is a predicted model, not a curated record. The coding region runs from base 1 to 573 and encodes 190 amino acids. NCBI's taxonomy places the organism in Eukaryota, Fungi, Ascomycota, Eurotiomycetes, Chaetothyriales, Herpotrichiellaceae. The transcript has a single exon.